Striga hermonthica is the source of this 445-nucleotide messenger RNA. The record is from the annotation of a GenBank genome assembly. Lineage: Eukaryota; Viridiplantae; Streptophyta; Magnoliopsida; Lamiales; Orobanchaceae.
GAGGGGAUUUGCCUAGCAACUUUAGGGAGUUUAGUUUGUCCUAUGACGGAUCGGUGGACCCAUCUAGGCACUUGAGAUUGUUCGAUAACAUUGCUGUGUUGCAUAGUAUAGUGAUGUUGUGGUGUUGCCGAGCCUUCUUGACGACGUUAAAGGGGUUGGCGCAGGAUUGGUUCCAUCAGCUGCCAGCAGGAUCUAUCGAUUGCUUUGAGAAGUUCAGCUCUUUGUUUCUCAAUCAGUUCGCAAGUGCCAGGAAGCACGAGAAGACAUACCUCUCGUUGAUUAACAUGCAGCAGAAUGAAGGGGAGACCUUGCGGCAAUACAUAGCGCGGUACACUAAGGAAUGCGUGGAGUUCCCUUCUGCCUCGAAAAAAGUCAAAGCUGGAGGACUUACUCGAGGAUUGAGGCCGGGGAAGUGUAGAGAUUUACUGGAAAAGAGGCCGGCGAG